Messenger RNA from Amorphotheca resinae ATCC 22711, 3420 nucleotides. RefSeq lists its product as hypothetical. Lineage: Eukaryota; Fungi; Ascomycota; Leotiomycetes; Helotiales; Amorphothecaceae. Gene Ontology annotation, biological process: establishment of cell polarity; positive regulation of G2/M transition of mitotic cell cycle. The coding region runs from base 217 to 2991 and encodes 924 amino acids. The record is from RefSeq and is a predicted model, not a curated record. Gene Ontology annotation, cellular component: cell septum; cytoplasm. The transcript has 3 exons.
ACCAACUAUAUUCGAAUCUUUUUUAAUCUGCCAUGCGCCCACGACAUUCACACAUUUGAUUCUGCUAUUCUUUCGUUUUAUUUUUAUUUGCGCGCCUACGAUCUUUCGACAACCAGCUCCAGAUGAGAUCACCGUUCCACGAUCCAAUCCAGCAUCCGGUGCUAGUUCUAUCUCACCAAGGGGGGCGUCCCUUGGUGUCCAGUCCCUCGACUCUCCAUGAAGACCUCAUCUAGACCUCGGGCGAUUGGGGGGAGCUUUGCUGCCAGGAGGGGCCAUGCCGCCCAACUUUCGAUAAGUGAUACCAGUCACCACGUUACUGAAGCAAUCGGAGACAUGUACGGUGACGAUGAUUAUUCGAAACGCGAGUCCCGGCCGUUGAGCUUCAUUUCUUCGCCUCUGCAGGAGUCUAUCGAAGGAGGGAACGCAUUUUUUGGUUCGAGUAAACGCUCCAGAAGGCCUUCGCCGGCUAUAAACGGGGAUGCCGAGGCGGAGCCAGAUACAUCACCUACCAUGUUACAAGCUCCACGGAAUAACUCCCUGGAUACAGGGCAGUUAUCUCCCUCAGUCUCCAUACGAGAACGUAGUGCAUCAGAUACGGCAAAUACGAAAUUUCCGCUCAACGACAUUGGUUAUGAAUCGGACCCUACUGCGAUUGCACAGGAGUUUAACAACUUACAAGCUUUGCGGCGCAUGUCUAUGGAUGUUGGAAAUACAAGUGAUCCGGACUUGCCUUCCUUUCAAGGCCUGACGGUAAUGCCUACCGUUGCACCUACAGGGGAUGAUAAGGAAGAUGACCCGUCGAGGUUGUUUUGGGUUCCAGCUAGAGUACAUCCUGAGCUUGCGCCGAUGGAAUUCAAGACGUUCCUGGAAAGUAGGGUACAAUCGAUUAAGCGAAGAUCUGGGGAGCAAGAUUCACUUUCUCCAGAGGGCUUGGAGGGAGGUGGAUCCGGAGGCGGUCUCAGAAGGAAGAAGUCAAUGCUAUCACGACAGAUUAACAACGACGGAGGCCGUGGUGCUCUCGAAUACGAGGACGGCGCAGAGCAAAUAGAGAGAAACAAAUCGACCUCAUCUAAUCAAACGCCAGAACUGAAGAUCGCAGACUUGCAGGAGUUGGACGCAUUGGUACGGGAUCCAUCAAAAGCCAUGCAGAAAUUGACACUGGAUACGGGCAAGCGUCAAGUCUCUGGAGGUGAGGUUCCCGCGAGUGAAGAUAUGCCAAUAUUACCACAAGCUCCAGGAAUUGGAUUAAGGAGGUCUACGCGUACCACAUACAGGAGGGGAAGUCUAAGGAAGGUGCCAUUUUCCAAGAGAGCUGGGUCAGUACGGGGGGCAGAGACUGAUGGUGAGGAAUCCUCGACAUCCUCGCCAAUUGAUGGUCGCCCGUCAAUAGGCUACCCUCUGACAAGAAUACAAUCUGAGCCGAGUACGUCCGAAAACUUUUCGCGGCCAGCUCGAGGCGCGCGUCGGAUGCAGAAUCUGCCACAGGAUAGCUUCAUCUCUUCUGACUCUGAAAAUAUGCCGGGCGAGGCUACAGGCAGAGCAGAAGACCAUAUGACAAGAACACUCUCCGAGGAGGCCCCUGCUCCACCGCAGCCAGGUUCACUUCCAAGAAGCAACACAUUCCCAAGGAAUGAGACUCCAGUUCCAAGGAUCGUCGAAACUCCACCACCGCCUGAAGAGCCAUCGGAACCGACACUGCCUAAGCAGAACUAUCAGUUCCCUGAGAGGUCUUCAUCACAAACGCCUCCCCCAUUGCUACAAAAUCAGUCGGCUCCAGAACCGCCUGCAAGAUCGAAUAGACGUCCAACGUUGGAUCGCCAGGCCUCUUCAAGUAUACAAGCUAUUCCUAGGAUUUCUACCGCGAGUCAAACCUUGAAUGACAUGGCUCAACAUCCAUCUCCACUCCCAGGAAGUAGCUCGGGCACCGAUGCUCUUACGUUCAUUCCUACUUUGGAGGAGAGGAAGCCAGAGAAAAAGUCAAAGAAGGAGAAGGAAGACUCCGAGAAUUCAACCUCGAGGAAGCCGACUUGGGGUUGGUUCAAAAGCAGUGAUGAAAAGGAGAAGAAGGAAAAGAAGAAGGACGAAGAGCAUAAAGAAAGCAAAAAGGGAAAGGCUAGAGCUGUUUCGGACAAGGCUCAUGACAAUGCUCGUCUGGACGUGCUACAAUCUACGAUGGACACAGCAGUUACUCGUGGACGAGAGAGCUUAGUGCUCGAUCGUGAUAGCUUUGAGGAUGAAAGGAAGAGAGAAGGCAGCCGAAAGUCUGGAGGGGAGAGUAAGAAGGAGAAGGAUGGUCUCUUCUCGUCAUUCUUUGGUGGAAGCAAAAAGAAGACCGACCGGGAUUCUGGCGGGAAGAAAGCCAGUUCACUUCGGACCCUUUCACCAGACCCACCUCAUCGCGAGCUAAGACCUGACAUUGACUACAAUUGGACCAGAUUCUCAAUCCUUGAAGAAAGAGCUAUAUACAGGAUGGCCCAUAUUAAGUUAGCAAAUCCACGGCGAGCGCUCCACAGCCAAGUUCUACUCAGUAACUUCAUGUACGCGUACUUGGCCAAAGUUCAGCAGAUGCACCCUCAAAUUCAAGUCCCUCAGUCGGCCUUGCAGAACAGACAAGAGGCGGAGAGGCGACAAAGAGAACAAGAGCAGCAAUACCUAGAAGAACAACAACAGCAGCUGCAACGUCAGGAUUCCGGGGACCAGUAUCGGUACGAUUAUCAUCAAGGUAUCGCACAAUAUGCCGAAUCCCAACACAAUGCGAAUCCUGAAGGAGCUCACUAUGUGGAUGAUUCUCAGAUCUAUGACUAUGAUCAUCAAGAUGAAGAUCCCUCUCAGAGACAUGGCCGACCGCAAUCACGGGCUUCGCAGCACAAUACGGAGAACGGGUAUGCGGAUCAGAGUCAGCAAUAUGGCCGACACGGGAAAGAAUACUACCCAUACAGUCACUUGGAGCCCCAAGAUCACGAGGGUGGGGAUGAUGAUGAUAUGUGGUAAUUGCUGGCAUAGCUGCCCGCUUCCGUCCUGUCUUUAUGCAUAUACGAUGGAGUUACUGGCGCUUUUCAUACCAGGACGGAUCGAGGUUCCAUAGGGCUGGGCAGAUCCUGUUUUUUUAUAUUUUAUUCUUCUUUUCUUCUUUUGAGCGGGUUGGAGGGUCGUUAAUCGUUGAAAGCAUAGCGUCUGGCGGUCUUCACCUCUUUCCUUGUGUGGAAUCAUGAGGCUUUUCUAAUGCCACCUGCGAUUUCUAGGGGCAUGCGCGUGUUCAUAUGUACUACAGAGUCCACCUCUUGCUUCGAGACGGACUGGAAUGAGAACCGGUGAAUAUCCAUACGGUUUCUCGUGUUGGGACGAUCGUUACUUACCUACCUGUGAGGUAUACACUCUGGGUACAUAAGGUAGAUAUGGCUUAUAAUCCAGGAACAGCCG